Microstroma glucosiphilum is the source of this 1064-nucleotide messenger RNA. RefSeq lists its product as hypothetical. The record is from RefSeq and is a predicted model, not a curated record. The transcript has 6 exons. Bases 150 to 794 code for a protein of 214 amino acids. NCBI's taxonomy places the organism in Eukaryota, Fungi, Basidiomycota, Exobasidiomycetes, Microstromatales, Microstromataceae.
UGACGGAGGGGGUAAGGGGGUCUGGCUGGAGAUCGUGUUGAGGUUGGCACGUUCUCUCUUGCGGACCCGUACCGCGCCUCUCUACCCGCCCGCCGGCUUUCUUCGGAACGGGAGUGGUACGCGUCGACGGAAGUGGACAGGGGGCGGCGAUGGUCCGAGCGUCAUUGCACUUGGUCUCUCCCUCUGCAAUGUCCGUCUUCCACCUUCCCUUCCAUCCUCACCCCACUAACCCCCCACUACUCACUCGGCAUCGCCUCACCCGUCUCUCUGAGCUUCUCCCACAUUUCACUCCUCAUCGCCGCAGCAUGGCGGAAGAGGUCGAUGCUGCCGCCGAGGCUGCAAACGUCGGCUUCGACCAGCUGCCUGACGAGAUUGUGGUACAGAUUCUCAUCUACUCGGACAACCCAGGAUCUUUUGGCCGAGCCUCCAAGCGCGUCUACGACCUUUCCCAGAGCUGCCACACGCGUGCACAGUACUUUCUACGAAAGCAUGGCAAAGGUCUUGCCCUCUUUUACGCCAUAUCUCGAACUAAGAUCUUCACCGAAGAUCUAUUCAGAACGCUGCUGAAUUCUGGCGCAACGCUGUCACUGGCACUUGCCCAAGAGCUCGCAAUCAGAAACUUUAAAACUACACCGACUCGACAUUACUCCGCCUACGGAGACGAGGCGACAAAAUGGGGAAAGUAUGCGGAUCUGCAAGCAGUCUUGGCGGUGCUGGCUGAGGCUCAUAAAACCGUGAGUCGGCUUCUCGUAUGCCUUCGCAACGAGAGCCUCAACAUUGUGACGUUGAGCUAAGCACCGUACGUGUAUCGGCCUCAUCGUCCCACACAGUUCUCGGGCCUGCACUUGCAUGCUCGCGAGACUGAAGAAUACCAGAGGUGGGCCGAAGGCUCCCGAGCUCGCCAUGGGGUGUCCAAUACUCGACUCGACCCCAACUUCAAGCCCGAAACCCUAUUCGAAGAGCACAAAUUCGUCCCACUGCCAUUUGGGAUCAAAGACAUAGCCGACUCUUAUUUUCAGAGGACGAUCGGACUAGCCAUUUCCAAGAUCUGACGGUUUGGCUUG